CAUCCAUCUCUUUACUAUCCAUGAUCGGCUAUCACAGACUUUAAUGUUUGAGUCUUUGUUCUGAGGCGCCAAUACAACCGGAGUCUGUAUAUUAUUAUUAUUAUAUUAUGGUCCUAUAUACCAUGUCAAACUCGGUCUUGUAAGUUGUAAUGUUAUAAUAUAACGGCGGGUAUAUUAUAUUCUUGAAUCGUGAUUUCAAUAAGUAAAUUAUACUGCAGUCUAAGUGUAGUACGAAAAACGACGAGAAGCCGCGUAGAUAAUUUUUAUGUCAGAAAUUUACAAUUUGAUAAGAAGGACCGCACUACCUCUCAGAAAUUCGCAGUAAAGCCAACAGAUCAUCGCAUUUAACACUGACGUCAGACAAAGUGAUAUCUGAAGACAUUUAUUACUUCAUCAUGGAUACAUUUUUACUUACCAAACUUCAACUACCUGAACUUGCCCUAACGACUGAUAAAAUAGCCUUUGCAACAGCGAAUGACCCAAAAUUGAAAAAAGUGUACAAAGAGAUACUUCUAGGUUCAAUCGGACAUGAUGAAUAUUCGAUACAUGAUGGAUGUAUCCUAUAUCGUACACGGAUUUGGAUUCCAAAAAUUUUACAAGGUGGUAUUUUAAGAUAUCUACAUAUAGAGCAUGGAAAUCCCAUCAAGCUUAUAGGAUUAGCACUUUCAUAUCAUGUCUACUGGCCAAGUAUUGAUGAGGACAUUUUUAAACUUACGAAACAUUGUCAUAGAUGCAUCGCAAUAAAUCGUGCACCAUGCAAGGCUCAUGUGAGUUGUUGGAAGGUUCCCACAGAGCCCUGGGAAAGAAUACAUAUUGAUUAUGCAGGACCAUUUAUGAAACGUUUGUUUUUAUUGGUUAUUGAUGAAUAUUCUAUGUGGCCGGAAGUUUUUAUCUUAAAAUCCUCAUCGGCAUCAAAUGUUAUUGAAAAGUUACAAUUAUUGUUUUCUAGAUUUGGUCAACCUAAAGUUCUUAUUAGUGAUAAUGUAAUGCCAUUUAUGAAAGAAGAAUUUCAGACUUUUUUGAAAAGUUCAGGUAUAGAACAUUUUACGUCUAUUCCUAACAAUGCAGAAUCUUAUAAAAAAGUGGAAAGACUUGUAUUCUCCUUGAAGCGUGCGCUCAUAGAACUAAAAGGUCAUGUAGGUUGUGUACAAAAUAAACUGAAUACGAUAUUGUUCACCUGGAGACGUUCACAGACCAUAUCCACUGUAAAGAGUCCAGCACAAUUGUUUCUAGGACGAGAGUUAAGAUCUAACCUAGACCUACUAAAACCAACAGUAGACAAAGUCUCUAAAAUAACGCUGAAAGAGGAAGAUCCAAAUCCAUCCCAAUUAUUUCAUUAUGGUCAAAAAGUAGCUGUACGUUAUGGGCUAAAUGGUUAUAUACUUAAUGCAGAUAGCUCAGAUUAUCUGACACUAAUUAAGGUAAAUGGAGAAGAGGUGAUCCAUCAUAAAGACAAAGUGAUUCCUUUUCCAGUCUUUAAAACAGUUUUGGACACUCAAAAAAUUCCAGACAUUCAAACAGUUCCUGUCAUGCAAACAGUUCCUGUCAUUCAAACAGUUUCUGUGGUGCAACCAGUUCCAGACACACAAGCGGUCCUACCUCGAAUGUCAAAGAGAACAAUCAAACCGAGAGAACGUUUAAAUUUAUAAUAUAAGUAGAACUGGGAGCUUAGCGUGAGCUGAGUUGUACAUGAUACAAGUACCUAUGUAUUUUUCAUAUUAAAAUAAUUGUAAGUUUAUCAGAAAUGUAUAUUAAAAAAUUUUAGAGGCCCUAACUCUAAAUUCUAACGAGUA
This is a messenger RNA of Myzus persicae (green peach aphid), 1793 nucleotides long. RefSeq lists its product as uncharacterized. The record is from RefSeq and is a predicted model, not a curated record. The transcript is spliced from 2 exons. Gene Ontology annotation, molecular function: nucleic acid binding. The coding region runs from base 396 to 1649 and encodes 417 amino acids. Gene Ontology annotation, biological process: DNA integration. Lineage: Eukaryota; Metazoa; Arthropoda; Insecta; Hemiptera; Aphididae.